AUUGCUUGGAAGGGGUAAUUAAACUACAAAAGAGAAUGGUUCUUGCUAAGGUUGUUUCCUUCCUCAUCCUUCUUCUUUGUCUGUUUGGAUCUGGGAAUUCGGAUGGAACGUUGUGUGACGAUGUAUCUGGGAAUUCGGAUGGAACGUUGUGUGACGAUGAAGUGACUGCCCUUAACGCGGUGAUAUAUAAAUUGGGAUUGGUGCCGACACCAACCGUUUCAACCGAUUAUUGUGCGCUGUAUUCUGGUCGCCGUGCUUUCAGUAUUUACAUUGAAUGCAACUGUAACGGAACAACUUGUCACAUCACACAAAUAAGGACGGACAGCAUAGAUUUGAGUGGUGGAGGUAUCCAUGAAAUGAUCUCUAAACUCAAGUGCCUGAAGUCGCUAGAUCUUGGAAGCAAUCAAUUGUCUGGUUCCAUACCAGCUACCAUAGGAGACUUGCAAUAUCUAGAAACACUCAAUUUGUACAAGAACUUACUCACAGGCCCAAUACCUCCAUCUUUAGGGAAAUUGUCAUCCCUCAAAGAGCUUAGAUUGUACAGGAACAUGCUGUCAAAUGAAAUCCCUAAACAAUUGAGCAACCUCUCUAAGCUGGAGACAUUGAGAUUGGAACAAAAUCAGCUCAGCGGUCAUAUUCCACCGGAGCUUGGAAACUUAUUAAGCCUUAAGCAACUAACAUUGGAUGAGAAUCAACUGAUCGGUACUCUUCCACCAGAACUUGGAAAGUUGGGAUAUCUUGUGGAUUUUGAUGUAAGGUCCAACUAUCUAACUGGGGAAUUGAACCAAAGUUUUGCAGGACUUCAGAAUCUCCAAUUUUUUAAAGUGGCUGGGAACAAUUUGACUGGUCGAAUACCCAACUAUAUAGCAAAAUGGACUGCACUCAUUUACUUGAAUCUCAUGGGAAAUCAAUUCGAAGGAGAGCUGCCUCGUGAAAUUUUUAACAUGAAAAGUCUUCAAUAUUUGUUGGUUAGUGACCUCAGCAACACCAGUUUCUCUUUCCCAAAAGAAGCAAAACUGUCAUCCAUAUAUCUUUUGGUAUUGAGGAAUUGCUCAAUUAAUGGUCCAAUCCCAGAAUAUAUUGGUAAUUGGUUAUCACUGGAUCACCUUGACUUGAGCUUUAACAACUUAGCUGGUGGGAUUCCUGAAUCAUUCAAGAAUCUAACAUUAACAAAAUUGUUUCUGAACAGGAACAGGCUUACUGAAAUACUUCCUCCCUGGAUUUUCGAUACCGUGUAUAAUUUUUCGGAAAGUACACUGGACUUGACGUAUAACAAUUUUUCAAAGAUUGAAAAACCAAAAAAUCUUCUGCAAGAGCUAAAUUUGGUUUUUUCUAGGAAUGAUAUAUUUGCAGUGAGAGAUUGUCAGGGCAAAAAGUACAAUUCCCUGUUCAUCAAUUGUGGCGGUCCAAAUUUAACAGUUGAUGGGAAUGAAUACGACGGAGAUCUUUCCAUGACAAACUUUGCUAAAGAUCCAAAAGGAAAGUGGGCGUAUACAUGUUCUGGCGAUUUCUGGUCAACAACUAGCAAUUCAAGUGAUUACCAUAAAAACAUGACAUGUGGAGUUUCUGAGAAUUCUUUAUACAGAACAGGUCGUCUUUGCCCUGUUGCUUUGUCAUACUAUGCGUUCUGUUUACAAGAUGACCUGUACAAUGUCACACUUCACUUUGCUGAAACUGUUUAUACAAAGGAAGAAGAUUAUAGUAUUAUGGGAAAACGUGUUUUCGAUGUGUAUAUUCAGGGGAAGAGACAGCGAAAGGAUUUUGACAUAAAGAGAUGGAGUGGGGGUCCAAAUCAAGAACAGCCUGAAGUGUUUCCUUAUACAAAUGUGGAAGGCAAUUUAUUGCAGAUACAUUUAUAUUGGGCUGGCAAAGGAUCUCUGGACAACCCACCUGCUCUUAAUGGCCCACUUUUGUCAGCCAUUUCUGUGAUUCCAAGUAACCCUCCCAGUCCCAGGAAGAAAUUAACUCCUGGGCAAAUAGCAGGGAUUACACUGGGCUCUGUUUUCACGCCCUUGCUUCUAUUGGCUUUCCUCUGGAGAUGGCUGCGAAACAAGGAGUUGGACGAAAUAAUAAAAAUAAAUGUUCAAGGCAAAGUUGUCACCGUCACUCUCAGGCAGGUCAUAAAUGCUACUGGAAAUUUUAACCCUAAGGCGAGGAUUAGUGAUUAUGAUGGACGUUUUGGAGAAGCAUACAAGGCUGAGUUGAAAGAUCCGCAAAUUAUAUUAGUGGUGAAAAGAAUCUCUUCAAAAUUUGAGAAGAAACCAAAUGUUAAAAUGCAAAAGGAAAUUUUGAAACAGCAAAAGGAAAAUUUGGAACAGCGCAAGGAAAAAGGAAUUUCGAAACAGCAAAAGGAAGAGGAAAUUUUGAAACAGCAAAAGGAAGAGGAAAUUUUGAAACGGCAAAAGGAAGAAACACAAAAGGAAAUUUUCAACUUGACAAUUUAUAGGCAUGACAAUCUUGUUCAAUUACAUCAUCGCAGCUCUAAAGAAGGCCUGCAUCUGCUAAUAUAUGAAUACAUGGAAGGCUCGCUUCAUCAAUCCUUGUUUGAAUCUGAAACAAAACCAGUUUGGAAAGACAGAUUAAAUAUCUGCCUGGGAAUAGCAAAAGGUUUGAAGUAUCUACAUGAAGAAAAUAAAUUCAAAAUUGUCCACGGGAAUGUAACAUCCAAAAAUAUCAUGCUUGGUAAAAAUUAUACAGCUAAAUUAUCAGAUUUUGGGCUGGCUGUGCUUUAUGAUGAUGAGCCAUUCUUGACCCUGGAAAGAAGACAGGAUCUAGUUACCAUGGCACCUGAAUGUGCAUAUAAGCCCAUAGCCAUCGAAGCUGAUGUUUAUAGUUUUGGGCAUGUCAUGCUUGAACUUGUCAGUGGAAAACCCAGUGUACAAUCAAGACCAAAUGAGGAUGUAUUUUUGAUGAACACUGCUGGUUCUUUAAAGAAACAGGGGAGGAUUUUGGAUUUGGUGGAUGGUGAUUCGCCAAUGACAAGUGAUGAUAAGGACGAAGCCAAGAAAAUUAUAGAGUUGGCCAUGAAAUGCUUUAACAUCGUUCCUGAAAAUAGGCCUAAAAUGUCUGAAAUUGUUAUUGAGCUUGAAGAAGUCAAGAAUUGCUUGAAACCCAUCCCAGAAAGUAGGUCUACAAUGUCUAAAAUUGUUGGUGAACUUGAAGAAACCAUUCCAACGGAGGAGGAGACAGAAUCCAUACAAGAAAGUAGUUCCAUGGUUGAUUCUUAAUUAUUCCUUAGCAAAUUUGGAGGUUGUUUUGUGCAUAUUUGAGUGCAUAAUCCAAUGUGUAUAUCUUUUAUAUUGUUUGUGAUUAGAUGUGAGUAAUAUUUGGAAAACUUAUUAUCAUGUCUGUGAAUAUUUUAGUGAUUUGGCAAUGUGGUAAUUAACCUAUUUACCU
Messenger RNA from Hevea brasiliensis (rubber tree), 3396 nucleotides. Its product is annotated as probable LRR receptor-like serine/threonine-protein kinase At1g53430. Gene Ontology annotation, biological process: protein phosphorylation. The transcript is spliced from 24 exons. Gene Ontology annotation, molecular function: ATP binding; protein kinase activity; protein binding. NCBI's taxonomy places the organism in Eukaryota, Viridiplantae, Streptophyta, Magnoliopsida, Malpighiales, Euphorbiaceae. Bases 36 to 3227 code for a protein of 1063 amino acids. The record is from RefSeq and is a predicted model, not a curated record.